UAUUUUGAUUGGUUGUUCCUUUGCGCGGGGUUAACUUCGAGAUGAAUUCAGUUUCGCGUCACAUUAUUUGCUGUCGGCCAUUUUGGGCCUUGUCGUUAGUCAAAGUGAGGUUUGGGAUAAUUAUCUAGCCGCAUUGCGGCGAUCGGUGAUUUCUUCCUACAAGGUUAGAUAACACCGGUUUAGGAUGUUCUUGUACAAUCUUACGCUCCAGGGCUCCUCCGCCAUUACCCAUGCCGUACAUGGGAAUUUCUCUGGCACCAAGCAGCAAGAGAUUGCUAUAUCGCGUGGGAAGAUAUUGGAACUCUUGCGUCCUGACCCGAACACUGGGAAAGUGUAUACUUUGAUGAAAGUUGAAAUAUUCGGCAUUAUUCGCUCCAUGAUGGCAUUUAGAUUGACGGGCGGAACAAAAGAUUACAUUGUGGUUGGAUCAGAUUCUGGAAGAAUUGUUAUAUUAGAGUACAUACCAGCUAAAAAUAUUUUGGAAAAAGUACAUCAAGAAACAUUUGGUAAAUCUGGUUGUAGGAGAAUUGUUCCAGGACAGUAUUUAGCAAUUGAUCCUAAAGGGAGAGCAGUGAUGAUAGGUGCAACUGAGAAGCAAAAGUUGGUUUACAUUUUAAACAGAGAUGCAGAAGCUCGUCUGACUAUUUCAUCUCCACUUGAGGCACAUAAGUCUAACACUUUGGUAUAUCACAUGGUUGGUGUUGAUGUGGGCUUUGAAAAUCCUAUGUUUGCCUGUUUGGAAAUUGAUUAUGAAGAAGCAGACUCUGAUCCCACUGGUGAAGCAGCACAGAAAACACAACAGACGCUUACAUUUUAUGAAUUAGAUUUGGGAUUAAACCAUGUUGUGCGUAAAUAUUCAGAGCCAUUGGAAGAGCAUGCCAACUUCCUCAUAACUGUGCCCGGCGGUAACGAUGGACCUUCAGGAGUAUUGAUUUGUUCAGAAAACUAUUUAACUUACAAAAACUUAGGAGACCAACAUGACAUCAGAUGUCCUAUCCCCCGACGCAGGAAUGACUUGGAUGACCCAGAACGGGGAAUGAUUUUCGUGUGCUCUGCCACUCAUAAAACCAAAUCUAUGUUCUUUUUCCUUGCACAAACAGAGCAAGGAGAUAUAUUUAAAAUCACAAUAGAAACUGAUGAGGACAUGGUAACUGAAAUUAAACUAAAAUACUUUGACACAGUACCUGUUGCAACAUCUAUGUGUGUUUUGAAGACAGGAUUUCUGUUUGUUGCUUGUGAAUUUGGAAACCAUUACUUAUAUCAAAUUGCACACUUGGGAGAUGAAGAUGAUGAGCCUGAGUUUAGUUCUGCUAUGCCUUUAGAAGAGGGUGACACAUUCUUCUUUGCACCAAGACCUCUGAGAAAUUUGGUACUUGUUGAUGAAUUGGACUCCCUUUCGCCCAUUCUAGCUUGUCAAGUGGCUGAUUUAACUGGUGAAGAUACACCUCAGGUGUAUUUAGCGUGUGGUCGUGGCCCAAGAUCUUCUAUAAGAGCAUUGCGACAUGGUCUUGAGGUAGCAGAGAUGGCCGUUUCAGAACUACCAGGGUCCCCAAAUGCAGUUUGGACUGUACGGAGGCAUAAAGAUGACGAUUAUGAUUCUUACAUCAUUGUGUCGUUCGUAAACGCUACGCUUGUGCUCUCUAUCGGCGAGACUGUUGAAGAAGUUACGGAUUCCGGUUUCCUGGGAACUACUCCGACGCUCAGUUGUCACGCUCUCGGCAGCGACGCUCUAGUCCAAGUUUACCCGGAUGGUAUAAGACACAUUCGCGCAGAUAAAAGAGUUAAUGAAUGGAAAGCGCCAGGAAAGAAGUCUAUCGUUAAAUGCGCUGUUAACCAACGCCAAGUCGUCAUUGCUCUGACUGGUGGAGAACUGGUUUACUUUGAAAUGGACCCUACCGGCCAACUUAAUGAAUAUACAGAGAGAAAGAAGUUAUCGUCCGAUGUAUCCUGCAUGGCCCUAGGAUCUGUCGCUACAGGAGAACAGAGAGCCUGGUUCUUAGCAGUGGGACUUACGGACAACACUGUUAGAAUUAUUUCAUUAGAUCCAGCUGACUGCCUUUCGCCCAGAUCCAUGCAGGCCUUACCUGCGAGUCCAGAGUCCUUGUGUAUCGUUGAUCAACCAUUUGAGUCUGGCGCUAAGUCUGCAUUACACUUGAAUAUUGGUCUAAGCAAUGGUGUACUAUUAAGGACAACUUUGGAUUCUGUCAGCGGAGAUUUAGCAGACACAAGAACAAGGUAUUUGGGAUCUCGGCCUGUGAAGUUGUUCAAAGUUAGAGUGCAGUCGGCUGAAGCAGUGCUGGCUGUGUCAUCUAGGACAUGGCUUGGGUACCAGUAUCAAAACAGAUUCCACCUUACACCACUAUCCUACGAAUGUUUGGAAUAUGCUGCCGGUUUCAGUUCAGAACAAUGUACCGAGGGUAUCGUCGCCAUCUCGUCAAACACAUUGAGAAUUUUGGCUCUAGAAAAAUUGGGAGCUGUCUUUAAUCAAAAUUAUGUCCCACUGGAAUAUACUCCACGGAAAUUUUUGAUCAAUGGAGACACCAAUCACAUUAUUAUUUUGGAGACUGAUCAUAAUUCUUAUACAGAAGAAAUGAAAAAACAGAGAAGAGUCCAAAUGGCCCAAGAGAUGCGAGAGGCUGCCGCUGGAGGUGGGCCAGAAGAGCAACAAUUGGCCAACGAAAUGGCGGACGCGUUUUUGUCUGACAUUCUCCCAGAAAAUGUAUUUUCUUCACCCAAAGCUGGGGCAGGCAUGUGGGCGUCACAAAUCCGCGUAGUGGACAUGAGCAGCGGCGAGGCGAGCACCUUGUGCAAAGUGCAACUGGAACAGAACGAAGCCGCAGUGUCCGUGUGUAUUGUGCGUUGGGCUGUACACGGAGAACACGCAGUUCCACAUUUGGUUGUUGGAGUCGCCAAGGAUAUGGUGCUGUCUCCUAGGACUUGUAACGAGGGCAGCCUUGAUGUUUAUAAGAUAUAUAAUACGGGUAAAUUGGAAUUAGUUCAUAAAACUCCAGUAGACGAAUACCCCGGAGCAUUAGCUGCCUUCAAUGGACGUCUUAUUGCUGGAGUAGGUCGAAUGCUUCGUUUAUACGACAUUGGUCGGCGGAAACUUCUUAGAAAAUGCGAAAACAGACACAUUCCUAACCUAAUUGUAGACCUUAAAACUAAUAGGCAAAGAAUAUUUGUAUCGGAUGUGCAAGAAUCCAUAUUCUGUGUAAAAUACAAGAAAAGGGAGAACCAGUUAAUCAUAUUUGCCGAUGAUACAAAUCCUAGAUGGAUAACCAAUACAUGUAUUCUCGAUUAUGACACAGUAGCCAUGUCGGAUAAGUUUGGGAAUGUUGCUAUUAUGAGGUUACCGCACUCAGUCACUGAUGAUGUCGAUGAGGAUCCUACUGGAAACAAGGCUCUUUGGGAUAGAGGUUUACUGAAUGGAGCAUCUCAAAAGGGAGAUAUGGUGGCCAAUUUCCAUGUUGGGGAGACUAUAACUACCCUGCAUAGAGCUACCCUCAUUCCUGGAGGUUCAGAGGCCCUAUUGUAUGCUACUUUGAGUGGAUCCCUGGGAGUCCUUUUACCUUUCACUUCAAGGGAAGACCAUGAUUUCUUCCAACACUUGGAAAUGCAUAUGCGAAGUGAAAAUUCCCCUCUAUGUGGCAGAGAUCAUUUGUCGUUUAGGAGCUACUACUAUCCAGUUAAGAAUGUGAUUGACGGAGACUUGUGUGAACAAUUUAAUUCGCUGGAGCCGUCGAAACAAAAGGCGAUCGCCGGCGACCUCGAAAGGACGCCCGCCGAGGUGUCAAAGAAACUUGAAGAUAUUAGAACUCGCUACGCCUUCUAAUUUUGUUGCUAGAAUUAUUUAUAAGGAAAUAAAGAAUAAGUCAACUCA
Messenger RNA from Pieris napi, 3880 nucleotides. It is a transcript of the gene Sf3b3, whose product is annotated as splicing factor 3B subunit 3. The record is from RefSeq and is a predicted model, not a curated record. Bases 185 to 3832 code for a protein of 1215 amino acids. Gene Ontology annotation, molecular function: protein binding; U2 snRNA binding. Gene Ontology annotation, cellular component: U2 snRNP; nucleus. Gene Ontology annotation, biological process: mRNA splicing, via spliceosome. The transcript is spliced from 17 exons. Lineage: Eukaryota; Metazoa; Arthropoda; Insecta; Lepidoptera; Pieridae.